AGUUGGUUAUGAUAGAAGGAAGAAGAGAUGAGGGAAUGGCUGCUUCAGCUGGGAUAAAAGCGCAUGUUGUGGAGGAGAAGCCUGUAGUGCAGAGUGGCAAUGCUUUGGAGUUGGCUGUGAUGGGAGGAGGAGAUGAGGAAGCAAUGGAACUUGGGGGUGUGGAUGAAAUGAAAGAUGUAGAUAUCGAUGAACUGAAUAGAAGGAUUGAGGACUUUAUUGAGCAGGUGAAGAGAGAAAGGAGAAUGGAGGCUCUAAAAUUAGUUAUGGUAUGAUAUAAAUGGGUGAAUAUUAUAGAGAUGAGAAGUGAUAGAAAAUUUUCCUUUCUAACCUUUCUUUGCAAGGCUAGUAAUGUUGGUCAUUUAUGACUUGAUGCACUCUGAAUUUUCCGGCAUCAAGAAUCAUGACUUGGUACUCAUUCAAGUAUUUGUGAUUAAAAAACCAUCAGAAAUAUGAGUGGUUGAAGUGUGCUUGUACCUGAGCACUGUCCCAUAUGUGGAUUUCCGCUUUCAAUUAAUUACCUUUGGUUUUUCUU
Molecule: messenger RNA, 532 nt
Organism: Elaeis guineensis (African oil palm)
Lineage: Eukaryota; Viridiplantae; Streptophyta; Magnoliopsida; Arecales; Arecaceae
Source: RefSeq, a predicted model, not a curated record